AUGUCAGGCCUUUCGAGGGAAUUAGUCGAACAUCGACUCCCAAUUCGACCAGAAAAGAGGCCAGUGAAGCAACCACCUAGGAGAUUUGCGCCAGAGAUUUUGCCAAAAAUCAAGGAAGAGAUCGAAAGGCUCCUUAGAGCCAAGUUUAUUCGUACAGCCAGAUUAAAAAAUGCUGGAGCUACAUACCAGAGGACAAUGAACACUAUUUUUCAUGACAUAAUAGGCAAAUUGUUGCAAGUUUAUAUUGAUGAUAUUGUUGUGAAAACUAAGUGUAAAAGUGACCAUGUUGGUCAUCUUCGACAAGCAUUUGAAAGAAUGCGAAAAUAUGGCUUGAAGAUGCAUCAUCUAAAGUGUGCUUUUGGUGUUAAUGCAGGACAGUUCCUUGGCUUUAUUGUUCACCAAAAAGGAAUUGAAAUCGACAAGAAUAAGCGCAAAGCAAUAUCUGAGACACAAGCCCCUUCGACUAAAAAACAACUGCAAUCGUUGCUAGGGAAAAUAAAUUUUCUACGAAGAUUUAUUUCCAACCUUUCUGGCAAGGUUAAAAUCUUCUCAUCCCUAUUGAAGUUAAAGAAAGAAGAAGAGUUUCGAUGGGAGGCAGAGCAUAAGCCAGUUGGAAAAUGGGCGUUGGCUUUAACAAAAUACUCUUUAAUAUAUAAACCACUAAAAUCUGUAAAAGGCCAAGUUGUUGCUGAUUUCGUUGUUGAUCAUUCGAUUCCAAUCAAAGAAGUAGAUUUUAUAAGUUUAAAGUCAUGGAAAUUGUACUUCGAUGGAUCUAGUCACAAAAAUGGAAUUGGAAUCGGAAUACUGAUAAUUUCACCAGACGAAAUCCCAACAAAAUUGCUCUUCGAGAUAAAAUCGGCAUGUUCAAACAAUGAAGCUGAGUACGAAGCAUUAUUAGCUGCACUUGAAAUACUGCUAAAUUUUGGGGCAAGAAAUGUAAUCAUUCGAGGAGAUUCUGAGUUAGUAAUAAAACAACUAACCAAAGAAUAUAAAUGUUUAAGUAGAAAUCUCGUCGAAUAUUGGGUAAAAGUGAAUAAGUUAUUACAAAAAUUUGGCGAAGUCAUUCUAGAACAUAUUCCUCGAAACAAAAACCAAGACGCCAAUGAAUUAGCCCAAAUUGCCUCAAAAUAUAGAAUUUCGAGUGAAAACCUGGCAAAAUUAACAGAGAUAAGGGAGAAGUUAGGGUCAACAAACCUUGAGAUCCUAAACAUAAAUGACUUAACUGACCAAGAUUGGAGGAAACCUCUAGUCAAUUAUCUCAAGGUCCCCAACAUUCCAACUGAUCCAAGAACAAAAUUUCGAGCAGUUAAUUAUAUAAUUUUGGUUGAUGAAUUGUAUAAAAGGAGUGUUGAUGGAACUCUACUUCGAUGUCUCAGCAAACAUGAGGCUUAUAUUGCCUUGGCAAAAAUCCACAAAGGGAUCUGUGGUGCCUAUCAAGCUGGAGAAAGAAUGAAAUGGAUGUUACUUCGAGAAGGAUUGUACAGGCCCUCAAUGGUUAAAGAUUGCUUUGAAUAUGCAAAAUCUUAUGAAGAAUGUCAAAAGCAUGGUAAUAUUCAACACGUUCCAGCCUCAGAAUUACAUUUAAUAAUUAAGCCAUGGCGUUUUCGAGGCUGA
Abrus precatorius (Indian licorice) is the source of this 1614-nucleotide messenger RNA. RefSeq lists its product as uncharacterized. The record is from RefSeq and is a predicted model, not a curated record. The transcript has 3 exons. The coding region runs from base 1 to 1614 and encodes 537 amino acids. NCBI's taxonomy places the organism in Eukaryota, Viridiplantae, Streptophyta, Magnoliopsida, Fabales, Fabaceae. Gene Ontology annotation, molecular function: nucleic acid binding; RNA-DNA hybrid ribonuclease activity.